Molecule: messenger RNA, 1945 nt
Organism: Lactuca sativa (garden lettuce)
Lineage: Eukaryota; Viridiplantae; Streptophyta; Magnoliopsida; Asterales; Asteraceae
Product: lysophospholipid acyltransferase LPEAT2
Biological process (GO): phospholipid metabolic process
Molecular function (GO): lysophosphatidylethanolamine acyltransferase activity; calcium ion binding
Source: RefSeq, a predicted model, not a curated record
AACCAUUGACGCAAAUUUAAAAUACCCCAAGAAACACUCGAUGGCCUCUGAAAUCUGAAUUCCCUCUUUCCUUUUGUCAUAUUUUCAACUUUUUGACCCAAAAAAUCCCUCCAUUUGAUGACCUUCCAACAAUGGCAGCGGCUACCGAUCUCAAACGCCCUCUAAUACUACCUGCCUUCGACGCCAGCGCCCUCACGCAUACCUUCACCGAUGACAACUCUCCUUCCCAAGUCGCCAUAACCAUCAAUGAUCAAGUCGGCUAUUUUCAAUCUGGAAUACCCACAAAUCAAAUAUCAAGUCGUUUCGCCACCCAAUCCAAUUUUGAUGAUGAUUCCACAAGAACCUAUGAAAACCCAUAUGCGAUUAUUGGGUCUGAUGGAUUUGAAGCUUCUGGGUCAACCACGGUGGAUCCGUUUAAAAACCAAACGGCGAAGAUUGAAGGGGUUUACGAAUGGGUCAAGAUGUUGAUUUGUGUGCCUAUAGCUUUGGUUCGGCUUGUGUUGUUUGGAUUGUGUAUAAUAAUCGGGUAUAUUGCGACAAAAUGUGCUUUACAAGGUUGGAAAGACAAACAGAAUCCAAUGCCAAGAUGGAGAUGUAGGGUUAUGUGGAUCACCCGAUUGUGUGCAAGGGGAAUUCUGUUUUCGUUCGGCUACCAUUGGAUUCAAGUGAAGGGGAAGCCUGCUCCAAGGGAUGCCGCUCCUAUCAUUGUAGCUAAUCAUGUAUCAUACAUUGAUCCAAUUUACUUUUUCUAUGAAUGCUCUCCAACAAUCGUUGCAUCUGAGUCCCAUGAUUCUAUGCCCUUUGUUGGAACCAUAAUUAGAGCUAUGCAGGUAAUAUAUGUGAAUCGUUUCUCAUAUCAAUCACGGAAGCAUGCUGUAAACGAAAUAAAGAGAAAAGCCUCAGGCAGUAGAUUUCCUCGAUUACUUUUGUUUCCUGAGGGAACCACAACAAAUGGAAGGCAGCUUAUUUCUUUUCAACUCGGUGCAUUUAUUCCUGGUUAUUCUAUACAACCAGUGGUCCUUCGAUAUCCUCAUAUUCAUUUUGACCAAUCAUGGGGUCAUAUUGCUUUGGCGAAACUCAUGUUUAGAAUGUUCAUGCAGUUCCACAAUUUCAUGGAGGUUGAAUAUCUUCCUGUUAUGUCGCCCUCACAGCAUCAUAAGGAAAGCGCUGCACGUUUUGCUGAGAGGACUGGAAGAGCCAUGGCCUCUGCUUUAAAUGUUGUACAAACAUACCAUUCUUUUGCUGAUUAUGCACUUCUUUCAAAGGCAGUUCAGUCUGGACAGGAAAGUUUGUCACCCUUUAUGGUUGAAAUGGCAAAAAUUCAAAAAUUAUGUCAUUUGAGCUCUUCAGAAGCUGUAGAAUUCUUGGAUAGAUUUCUUGCAAUGAAUCCAGAUAGCAGUGGAUGUGUUAACAUGGAAGAUUUCAUGAGGGUUUUAAGAUUGAAGCCUAGUAGCCUUUCCACAAAGAUUUUUGGAUUCAUUGAUGUUGAGAAGUACGGAAUUAUAACAUUUAAAGAGUUCUUGGUAGGAUCAGCCCAUGUUCUGAAGCUACCAUUAUUCCAAAGAGCAUGUGAAGUGGCUUUUAACGAAAGUGAUGAGGAUAAAGAUGGUUACAUUUCCAUGCUCGAAUUUGGAGGUUCCACAAGCCCAGCCAUUCCUAACUUGGCCAUGAGCGAGAUACACGCCCUCUUUGAUUUGUUUGACACGGAUGGUGAUGGUAGGAUCAGCAAGGAUGAUUUCUUUACUUGCUUAAGAAGAAACCCAUUGCUCAUAGCACAUUUUAAUCACCACUUCAUGCAUAAAGACUUGAAUGCAGCAACAGGUUCAGAGGAAAUGGUUUGAUGUGUCCUCUUCUUUUCUUUUAUUAUAUGGCUGUGCUGAAGGAAUGUACAAAGUUUCUAGGCAUGGUUUACAACUCAUUAUAGCUUUGAAGAAGUAAUUACUCA